UUGUUCCCCCGCCCAGUGGAAUCUACCCUGGUCCCAGCCCCUCGUCCAACUCCCGUGGGACGCCAAGCAAUACGAAGUUGAAGAAGCGCAGAAAUCUCCUGGCCCCCACUAGUCCACACUAGGUAGCAAGAUCGCAGCACCUACGCCACAGGGUCAAAUCGGAAACCAGAAAAGGUGAAGGCACCCGACGCCCCUAGCCCUGUCUCGGCCACCAGCGACGCUAUCUUUCCCUGGCGCACGAUGCGGCCUUUCAGCCCAGACUCAUCGAGCGAGGAUGCCGCGCUGAGAAGCUUCUAAGGCUCAGGGCCUGCAAAGCCCAGGAGCCGGCUGUAGGUGUCCUUAGCAAAUGCCAGAUCGCGCGCACCGUCCCAGCAAGUCCCGAGCGAGUGUGGGACAGGCAGCAAAUCAGUGCCCCCCUGGCCAGGCAGAACUAGUCGAACUUGGAAGUAGGGAGCAGGCGGAGGCCGGCGCUUAACUGUAGCUAAGCAGGCCGGGUCUGGCUUUGGGCCCUGGGCCUUCCAGCCGGGGACUCUGCGCCUGCGCCCGCCUGGCCGCCGCCCGCUCUCCCGGCGCCGCAGCUGUCUGGGCUGCUGCGCGCCGCCUAGGUGUCUGGGCAAUCCAUGGGCAAGAGCAAGGGCCACGAUGACAGAUUACGGCGAGGAGCAGCGCAACGAGCUGGAGGCUCUGGAGUCCAUCUACCCUGACUCCUUCACAGUAUUAUCAGAAAAUCCACCCAGCUUCACCAUCACUGUGACAUCUGAGGCUGGAGAAAAUGAUGAAACUGUCCAGACUACCCUCAAGUUUACAUAUGGUGAAAAAUACCCAGAUGAAGCUCCCCUUUAUGAAAUAUUCUCCCAGGAAAACCUAGAAGAUAAUGAUGUCUCAGACAUUUUAAAAUUACUAGCAUUACAGGCUGAAGAAAAUCUUGGUAUGGUGAUGAUUUUUACUCUAGUGACAGCUGUGCAAGAAAAAUUAAAUGAAAUAGUAGAUCAGAUAAAAACUAGAAGAGAAGAAGAAAAGAAACAAAAAGAAAAAGAAGCAGAAGAAGCUGAAAAGCAAUUAUUCCAUGGUACUCCAGUUACAAUUGAGAAUUUCUUAAAUUGGAAGGCCAAGUUUGAUGCAGAACUCUUGGAAAUUAAAAAGAAAAGGAUGAAAGAAGAAGAACAAGCAGGAAAAAAUAAAUUAAGUGGGAAACAACUAUUUGAAACGGAUCAUAAUCUUGACACAUCUGAUAUCCAGUUCUUGGAGGAUGCUGGAAACAACGUGGAGGUAGAUGAGUCUUUGUUCCAAGAAAUGGAUGACUUGGAGCUGGAGGAUGAUGAAGAUGAUCCAGACUAUAAUCCUGCUGACCCAGAGAGUGACUCAGCUGACUAAUGAACUGUCCCCAUCUGCAGAGAGGCUUGACUGCCACAGCAUCUGUGGCUAUGCUCACAGGGCUUUGUUUUCCUUUCUUUUUUUCUAAGAAAAAAUUAUUUUCAGGAGAAUAUUCUUCUGAUAGCUUUCAUCAUUGAACUCAAUAAACUGACCUUAAAAUUUCAAAUAUAAAA
Messenger RNA from Piliocolobus tephrosceles (Ugandan red Colobus), 1547 nucleotides. It is a transcript of the gene RWDD1, whose product is annotated as RWD domain containing 1. NCBI's taxonomy places the organism in Eukaryota, Metazoa, Chordata, Mammalia, Primates, Cercopithecidae. The transcript has 7 exons. The record is from RefSeq and is a predicted model, not a curated record. Bases 643 to 1374 code for a protein of 243 amino acids. Gene Ontology annotation, molecular function: protein binding.